GUGGUGGUCUAUCCGUACAAUAUGGCCGCACAAAUUGUAUCACAAAAAUCGGAUACAAAUAAUAGUCAAGGACCGUCGUAUGCAAAUGCGGUCCUUAAUAUGAAAAAUGAAAGUAACAAGGAAAAUCAAAUUCAAGUUGAAAUGCAUGUUCAAACCGUAGUGACAAAAGAACCUGUGCCUGUUGUUGAGGUAUCGAAUUCGGUGGAAGAUUCAUCGAAUUUUACCACCGUUGUACGGCGUACAGAACGUAAUAAAAAAGAUCGUCAUAAAGAUGAUAAACAUCACGGACCUCGAACUCAACAACCCCGAGUUCAACCACAACAACAAGCGCCCCAUGAAGUCGUGAAACCAGCAGGUGUUGUUGAACCAAAUUUAAAUAACUCAGAAAAAGUUGCGACUGAACAGAAUGAAACAAAUGAUACAGAUAAAUCAGGAAAAAAAGUUUUUGUAGCUGCACCUCCACCAAAGGUUAAUGCAUGGCAAGUACGUGCGAAUCCAACAAAUCGUGCGGUUCUUCAACCUCAAAGACAAUCACAAGGCAAUAAAUCAUCACAUGCUUCACGUGAUGGUUUUAAGUCGCGUAGUAAUAAUGAAGCACCUACUCCCACAGUAAUUACUGCACCCUCCGAUAAACGUCGUUACAACAAAAAGGCAUCUGAUUUUAGUGAUAUUGGCGAUUGGCCUACAUUAGGCGAUAAUAUUGAAAAUAGAAAAUCUAAUACUCCCCUAGGAACUGUAUCAAAUAGUAAUACCAAUACACAACAAAAUAAUACCACAAAUGAACCAGACAAUUCUGGUGAAAAGAAUAAUACUGUUCCUAAUACAAUCUCCGACAACUCAUCACAGAACCAACUAAAACAGGAGAGUUCUACAUCGUCAAAUACUAGUGGACAAUCCAGUACCAGCACUCAACAAGACUUAAAUAAUAUGGAUAAUACGGAAAAUGAUAAACGGAAACGAGUUUCCAAAAAGAAAUGGGUCCCUCUUGAAAUCGAUCUGAACAAAACAUCGACAAAGCGUGAACGCUCACCAAAAUUCGCCAAUAAUUACGAUGAAAAUUGUGAUCCAGAAGAGCGGAAUGGUGAAAAUUGGAGACGUUCGAGCAACAACGAUACACAUAAUAAAAAUUAUGGUCGACCAAGAUCAGCUGGUGCUGGGGGACGUUCAAAUGGUGGACAUCGUAAUAGUCGUAAUGCGAAAAAUAGUGGUCGUAAUACAGUCGCUGGCGGACGUUCCAAUUAUUUUAAUCGACCUAAUGUUCGAUUUGCGUUACCAAUUGAAUAUUCAGAUUAUCCGCCAGAUUAUUCUCAGGUGAAUCCUGAUGGUAAUUUUCUUAUGCCAUAUAUGGGAACUUUCUAUUGUGGCGGAAUUUUUAAUUCAAUCGAUAUGCCAACUUUAAAAGAAUAUAUUCGAAAGCAAAUUGAAUAUUAUUUCAGUGCUGAAAAUCUAACUCGUGAUUUUUUCAUGCGACGAAAAAUGAAUCGUGAUGGAUUUUUACCAGUAACCUUAAUAGCAUCCUUUCAUCGUGUCCAAUCCUUAACCACCGAACUGCCCUUAAUCAUUGAAGCAAUUCAAGAAUCCAAAGGUUUAGAAUUAGCCUCUUUAAAUACAAUGGUUCGUACACGACAGAAUCCCACACAAUGGCCCAUAUUGGAUCAUUUAGGUAAUCCCAUGGAUGAUCCGAAUUCCGCUGAAGUGAAACCACCAAGCGAAGACGGACGUGGUCCUGCUUUACCAAUUGGUUUCGUACCUCCACAAGGAUUUCAAGAUGCUAUGCGUCGAUAUCGUGGGGGAGUUGCACAAGAAGAGGUGAUUACACCGCCACCAAUUGAUUUACGAUCGAAUCGAUUAACGGAAGUGCCAAGACCCCCACCGGUUCUUGGUGGUAGCAAAUCUACCAAUGAUACUGAAAUACAUUCAGAUAAUUUAAACCCAAAUGUUCCUGAAUUUGUCCCUGAUAAUAAUGGUACAAAUUCCCAACAAAGUAGCGAUGAAUCCAAAAAGAAAACUGAUAGUAGUUCCUCGUUGUCAUCGGAUAAAGAUGAUGAACAAUGGUGUGAAGUCCGUCGACGUCCCAAUAAAACUUCUGGACGCGAUAACAAAUCAUCAAAUCAUAAUUCAAAUUCUAAUAGUAAUAAUAAACUUCAUGUCGAAGAAUUGGAGUUUGCUCUUGAUGAAGAGCUAGAUGCUCCGCCACAAGGUCGUGUGAAUACGUUCUCUAAGUGGUCAGAUGAGGAUGAUGAUGAGUUAAGCGAUGGUGAUAUUAAUAAGCUGUUGAUUGUAACGCAAGCUGGUGGAGCUGAUGUCGAUGAAUUACGAAUAUCAUCGACGACGACACGACCUCCAAAACAUGAAGGAUAUGAUCGCACGGGAAAUUGGUUGACACGUGUGAAAAUUUCUCAAGACUUAGAACAGGCCAUUAACGAUGGUCUUUAUUACUAUGAAGAAGAUUUAUGGAUUAAAAAUGAUGCCCGAAUUUCAAGUAGCUACAAAACAGUAAACUUAAUAACACGUGAAGAUUUUGAAAAAAUGGCACCGAAAGUACCCAAAAAACCAAACCCUGAAGUUCCUCCACCACCUCCACCAUCUUUACAACAAACAGAAAGCACUCAGCGGCAGCCUAGUGCAAGUACAUCAGCGGCACGACGUAAAGCAGCACCUAGAUUUUAUGCUGUUACCAAAGAUGAAGGACCUGAUCCACGUACCCCAAGAAAACGAAAAACUCGCCACUCAAAUAAUCCACCAGUGGAACGUCACGUUGGUUGGAUUAUGGAUAGCCGAGAACAUCGUCCACGAACUACAUCUAUGAGCCAUUCAAAUGAUGGACAAUUAAGCACAAGUUAUGGAAGUGUACCAAAUUCUUUGCCCACGUUCCAACAUCCAUCGCACUUGUUACUUAAAGAAAAUAAUUUCACUCAGGAAGCCUAUCAUAAAUAUCAUUCAAGAUGUAUUGAAGAACGUAAACGACUUGGUAUUGGACAUUCACAAGAGAUGAACACAUUAUUCAGAUUUUGGUCAUUUUUCUUACGUGACCAUUUCAACAGAUCUAUGUACAAUGAAUUUAAAACGCUUGCACUAGAGGAUUCAGAGGCUGGAUAUCGUUAUGGUAUUGAAUGUUUAUUCAGAUUUUACUCGUAUGGUUUGGAGAAUCGAUUUAGGCCAUCGCUAUAUCAAGAUUUUCAAUAUGAGACAAUACGUGAUUAUGAAAGUGGACAAUUAUAUGGUCUAGAGAAAUUCUUCGCUUUUCAUUUCUAUUACAAGCAUGCGUCUGAUUUGGAGAUUGAGGCAACAUUACGAAAAUAUUUAUCACGAUUUAAGACUUUGGAUGAUUUUAAAGUUGUUGAACCAAAAAUAAAUGAAGAAUUGGAACGAAAUCGACGUAGUCAUUUAGCACGGCGUAAUCGUAGUGUUUCUGAAAGUAUUGCAAUUGAUUCACCACCACGAUCAAAUCGUUCUGGUGCCAGCAACAGUUAUCGAGAACGUUGUUAUUCUGGUAGUGGUUUCCAACGGAACACUCGUAACAGCGUUAAUGGGUUAAGGCUUCCUUCACAAUCCGGCGGAGAGGCUAACAGGAGACGGGUGUUAGUAUCAAAUCAGAGACAUGACUCAUAUUCGUACAGUACAUCAGCGGGUUCUGGAAGUGGUAGCUAUCAUGGUGGUGGUUUCCAUGGAUUCAGUCGUUCACGCACUAAUUCAUGGCGUCAACCCAUUAAAAUAACAAAGGAUGAUGCAUCAACAUCAUCAGCUAACAAUUCACAAAAAGGUCCAUCCUCCUCGUUUGGAUCAAAUACAUCACUUGGUACCAAAACGAAAAAGAAGCGUAACAAUACUGGUUCCGGUUCCACAUCAUCGACUGCGCCCACAACUACAAAUACAACAUCAACAACAGCGACAGCUAGUGGUAGUGAUAAUAAACAAAAAUCAUCUCAACAAACCAAAAACUAAAAAAAAAACUUAACUAUUAUAAAAAAAUAAAAAAAAUACUGCCAUUUUUUUUUAUAAAAAGGUUAUAUAAAUCAAAUACACACCCAAACACACACACAGACUCUUUUUGAAAAAAAAUUUUAUCAAAAAAAACAAAAAAAUUCACAUAUUUUGAGAUAAACUACAGUCAAACCUGGUUAUAACGACAUUGAAGGGACCGUACAAUCAUGGUCAUUAUAACCAAAAAUCAUUAUAGCGUGCGUUUAUCUAAAUUGAAUAAUUUUCUUCCAGGGAGAAAUGUCAUUAGGAGAUAAUUUGGUGGCUCCUUCACUAAAAAUUAUCCUUCUGCGAAGAAAAACGAAAGUACGGUUGACAAAAUACAAGCUAGAACAUAGAGCCUGAAACCAUUACAAGUCGUCAAACGUCUCUGAUUACAAGCUUUGGUGUUUCAGUUUGUCUUAUAACGACCAGGCUUUAAUUUUUCUUCGAAAAAGGAUGAUUUUUAGUGAGAGAGCCACCAAAUGAGCUCCUAGUAACACAAUAACUCCUAAGUCAUAACUAAUGUUGAAGUUAGUUUUGUUGUUAAGGCCUUACAGUUUAUAAAGCCAAAAUGAAGUGAAUAAGGUUCAAAAUAGUAUACAAUUUGUUUUUUAAAUCAUUUUCCAUACUACAUCAAUGAGUGUGAGGGCAUAUAUAUACAUUAAGCAAUUUGUACAAGAAAGAUACUAUUAUAUAGUUUUCUAGGUGUAUCGUACUGAAGAGUGAGGAUUUUGUGUCGCAUACAAAGUAUAUUGACUGAACUAUCUACUACUGUUCAAAGACAAAAUGCUUUAGUCAGUCAUAAAAUUCAAAACAAACUGCAACUGAGCAAAGCUACAAACACAUACAAGAAAACAUAUAAUAAUAUUUUUCUUAUAAACAUUGCUUAAUGUAUAUGUACUCUCCGACACUAAUGGAUGUAGUAUGGGAAAUGAUUUAAAAAACAAUAAUGUUAUA
Chrysoperla carnea is the source of this 4920-nucleotide messenger RNA. RefSeq names its product la-related protein 1B (gene larp). The record is from RefSeq and is a predicted model, not a curated record. The coding region runs from base 22 to 3945 and encodes 1307 amino acids. The transcript is spliced from 16 exons. Gene Ontology annotation, molecular function: RNA cap binding. Gene Ontology annotation, cellular component: cytoplasmic stress granule; cytosol. Gene Ontology annotation, biological process: positive regulation of translation; mRNA stabilization. NCBI's taxonomy places the organism in Eukaryota, Metazoa, Arthropoda, Insecta, Neuroptera, Chrysopidae.